Messenger RNA from Spea bombifrons (plains spadefoot toad), 2226 nucleotides. RefSeq names its product solute carrier family 39 member 6 (gene SLC39A6). Gene Ontology annotation, cellular component: membrane. Lineage: Eukaryota; Metazoa; Chordata; Amphibia; Anura; Pelobatidae. The record is from RefSeq and is a predicted model, not a curated record. Gene Ontology annotation, biological process: intracellular zinc ion homeostasis; zinc ion import across plasma membrane. The transcript has 9 exons. Gene Ontology annotation, molecular function: zinc ion transmembrane transporter activity. Bases 94 to 2097 code for a protein of 667 amino acids.
GUGUCAGCACAAUGACACCGUAGGCGUGUCCUCCCCUCGUGUCUCGGUUCGUUCUCCCAUUGUGCGGAUGAGACGGAAUCUGCGCUUACAAGGAUGGGGCCGCCGGUAAACCGGCCUGACUUCUCUUGGCUGCUAAUUGCCGCCAUAUUAUGUCAGAGGACCACCGGGGAAGACGUAGCGAUCACCGUCACGCUGCCACCUCAAGGAGGAAGCUCUGUGUCCGGUAGUAGCCUGGUGCCGUCCUCCAGCCCCGUGCCCCCUCUGGUAGACUCCGUGUUGGCAGCGAGCGCUCAGCGCCACCAAUUGCUGCUCCUGUUCCAGCGGUACGGCGAUAAUAACCAGAGCCUGAGUUGGUCCGGUUUCCGGCAGCUGCUCAAGAGCCUGGGGGUGGAGAGGCUGAGGAGCAUUCACAGGAAGGCCGAGCAGCACUCUCACCAUCACAAACACCACGGUCCCCAUCAUCAUCAUCAUCACCACCACCUCCCUCACCCCCAUUCCCCGGACCGCGGCCAAACCUGUGAGGGGGAGACGACUGACAGGGGACACGUGACGUCACCGAGUCCCCAGACCAAUGGGAGAGCGGAGGAGAGUCACAGCGCUGGCGGCAAGUCUGGCAGUGUCGCUGCGGGGGCACAGCACAUAGAGUGUCUGAAUGCCUCCCGAAUCCUCAGCACACACGGGAUGGACGUCCAGGUGCUUCUCGGAGAAGCAGAAUUUGGCUACAUCUGCCCGGCCAUUAUUAAUCAGAUCGAUAGGCAGUCCUGCUUGGCCCACAAACCUGACAAAGCUAUGUCUUUGAGCGAAACUAGCGUGUAUUCCGUGAAAGUAGCUUGGAUUGGUGGCUUCAUAUCAAUCACUGUCAUCAGUGUUCUGUCUUUGCUGGGCAUUAUUUUGGUACCACUCAUGAACAGAGUCUUCUUCAAAUUCUUAUUAAGUUUUCUAGUGGCUCUAGCGGUUGGCACAUUGAGUGGAGAUGCCUUUUUACAUCUCCUUCCACAUUCGCAUUCAAAACAUCACAGCCAUGGUGGGUUUCCAGAUGCAAGCGGCCAUGUAGAUGACAAAGAAGAAGAAAGUGAUCAUUUAGAUGCAACAUGGAAAGGACUGACAGCACUGGGAGGACUGUACUUGAUGUUUCUGGUGGAGCAUUUGAUCACCUUGAUUAAGCAAUAUAAGGACAAAAAGCAAAAGAAUCAGAAAAAGAAUGAAAAUGAAGAGGAAUUAGAAAUUAAGAAGAACCUGUCCAAUCAUUCAAAUAUUGAAGAGAAGGGAGGAUCAGAUGCCGGCUCUAAUCACGAGAGUUAUUUGGAGACAGAAACACAAGAUACCUCCCAGUUCCAGAAUCGACAGCCAACAGCCCCAGAAGAAGAAGAGGAAGAAAUAAUGAUUGCUCAUCCAGAUGAUGAAGCAGACUACCUAAAAUAUGGAUCCAGAGGCUGUGAGAACAAGUGUCAUUCCCAUUUCCAUGAUACUCUUGGUCAGUCUGAUGAUCUGAUUCAUCAUCAUCAUGACUAUCAUCACAUUCUCCACCACCACCAUCACCAAAACCACCACCCACACAGCCAUUCUCAGCGCUACUCCAGGGAAGAACUAAAAGAUGCCGGAAUUGCCACGUUGGCCUGGAUGGUGAUCAUGGGUGAUGGUUUGCACAACUUUAGUGACGGCUUAGCCAUAGGAGCGGCAUUUACAGAGGGUUUAUCCAGUGGAUUAAGCACGUCUGUGGCUGUUUUCUGUCAUGAAUUGCCACAUGAAUUAGGUGACUUUGCAGUUCUUCUGAAGGCUGGUAUGACCGUGAAGCAGGCAGUGCUGUACAAUGCGCUGUCUGCCAUGCUUGCCUACUUGGGCAUGAUAACUGGAAUUCUUAUUGGCCAUUAUGCAGAAAAUGUGUCAAUGUGGAUCUUUGCACUUACAGCUGGCCUGUUCAUGUAUGUGGCGUUUGUUGACAUGGUACCAGAAAUGUUGCAUAAUGAUGCAAGUGAUCAUGGCUGCAGCCGCUGGGGAUAUUUUCUGUUACAAAACGCUGGAAUUCUGCUAGGAUUUUUCAUCAUGUUGGUUAUUUCUGUUUUUGAACACAAAAUCGUGUUCAGCAUUAACCUAUAACUUUAGGUUGUCUAGUUUUGUUUACUUUGAGGCACUAAAAUAAUUAACAAGUUAUUGUAUUAUUAAUGAUUUGGGAACUGGAGUGGUUUUGUACAUCUAAUGCUUUCUCGUAGAAAUGUUUUCCAUCCU